AUGCCGGGAAUAAUAACAAAUGAUAGUAUACAACAAAUGGUAGAUGAAAAACCGAAAUUACCUGAACAAAUUGAUUUAGAAGAAGCUGAAACAGCAUUAGCUGGAAAAGAUUACAAAUUGGCUCGAGAAUUACUUGAAAAAUUAGUUAAACUUGAAGUUAUUGUUGAUAAUGAAGAUUCAGUACGAAUUAAAGAAACAGCUGUACUUACUCUUGGAAGACUUUAUAAAGAAACAAAAGAUGCAAAAGCAUUAGCAUCUCUAAUUAAAACAACACGUCCAUUUCUUGGUCUUGUAAGCAAAGCUAAAGCAGCUAAACUUGUACGAACUCUUGUUGAUCUAUUUCUUGAUAUGGAAGCUGGUACUGGUGAAGAAGUUUCAUUGUGCCAAGAAAAUAUUGAAUGGGCUAAAAGUGAAAAUCGAACAUUUCUUCGACAAGAUCUUGAAGCACGUCUUGUUGCUUUAUAUUAUGACACACAUCGAUAUAAUGAAGCACUUACACUUGGUUCACAAUUACUUAAAGAAUUAAAAAAACUUGAUGAUAAACAAUUACUUGUUGAAGUUCAAUUAUUUGAAAGUAAAACAUAUUUUGCUUUAAGUAAUUUACAAAAAGCAAGAGCUGCAUUAACAUCAGCAAGAACAACAGCUAAUGGAAUUUAUACACCACCAAAACUUCAAGCAAGUCUUGAUUUACAAUCAGGAAUUCUUCAUGCUGCUGAAGAUAAAGAUUUUAAAACAGCAUUUUCAUAUUUUUAUGAAGCAUUUGAAGGUUAUGAUCAAAUCAAUAGUAAUAAGGGUAUUGUUGCACUUAAAUAUAUGUUAUUAUCAAAAGUUAUGAUGAAUACACCGGAUGAUGUUAAUGCACUUAUGUCAGUUAAAUUAGCACUUAAAUAUAGUGGUCGCGAUGUUGAAGCAAUGAAAGCGGUUGCACAAGCAAGUAAAAAAAGAUCAUUAGCUGAUUUUCAACAGGCAUUAAAAGAUUAUAAAACUGAAUUAUCUGAUGAUCCAAUGGUUCAUUCACAUUUAGGUACAUUAUAUGAUAAUUUACUUGAACAAAAUCUUUGUCGUCUUCUUGAACCAUUUUCUAAUGUUCAAAUAGAACAUAUUGCACAUUUGAUUAAUUUACCUCAAGAUGUUGUCGAGAAAAAACUCUCUCAAAUGAUUUUAGAUAAGAAAUUUAUUGGUAUUCUUGAUCAAGGUUCAUCGAAUAUAGUUAUUUUUGAUGAGACACCAUCGGAUACACAAUAUCAAGAUGCUUUAGUAAUCAUUCAAAAUAUGUCCAAAGUGGUUGAUACUCUUUUUAAAGCUCUAGAUCUUUUCGAUCAAAAAUUUGAAAUAUGUACAGAUUUUACUAUUGCUUUGGCAAUAAAAGCAUGUACUAUAUUAAAUGAUUACAAGCGUGGUAUAAAUAUUCAACAAAAGCUGUCAUCAAAUUCAUUUAAUAAUUCUUAUAUUCAAACAUCAUUAAUUCACUUGCAUAUACAAUGUCAUGUUAUUGAUAAUGUAACUCGUCUAUUCUCUACAACUACAAACAAAUCUAAUUAUAUCUAUACACGUCUAAUCUCUAAUAACAUGCUGGAGAAAGUGUCUGAUUUCUUAGAUCACACGACAAUUGAACCUAACAAUUUUACUCUCACCAUUUUAUAUAAUACAUAUGUUCAACUUAACGCUGAUAGAGCAAUGAAGAUUAGAAGAAAACUUCUUGAUGAAACACCUAAUAAUUAUCGAAGCACUAGUAUCAUAUUAAAUUCAGCAAUACAUAUGUUAAUGAAAUUUGGUCAUGAUCAAUGUGCUGAACGUGUUUUUAGAUUUAUCAGGAAGAAAGAUAUUAUCCCUAGUAAUGCUAUGAUGAAAGGAUAUAUUGAAAAUGAAAUGUCUGAAAAAGCAUUGGAUUUAUUUGAACAGAUCAAUUUAAACUUAGAUAAUAUAACUUAUACUAUUGUUUUUAAUGUAUGUACUCAACUUACCGCUGAUCGAUCGAUGAAGAUAGGAAGAAAACUUCUUGGUGAAAUACCUAAUAACUAUCGAAGCACUAGUAUAAUAUUAACUUCAGCAAUACAUAUGUUAAUGAAAUUUGGUCAGAAUCAAUGUUCUGAACGUGUUUUUAGAUUUAUCAGGAAGAAAGAUAUUAUCCCUAGUAAUGCUAUGAUGAAAGGAUACAUCGAAAAUGAAAUGUCUGAAAAAGCAUUGGAUUUAUUUGAACAGAUCAAUUUAAACUUAGAAAAUAUAACUUAUACUAUUGUUUCUAAUACAUGUACUCAACUUACCCCUGACCAAGCAAUGAAGAUUGGAAAAAAACUUCUUGAUGAAAUGCCUGAUAAUUAUCAAAAUGACAAUAUUCUAUUAACCUCGACAACACAUAUGUUAAUUAAAUUUGAUGAUAUUCAAAGUGCUGAAUGUGUUGUUAAAUUAAUAAGAAACAAAGAUAUAAUUACUUAUACUGCUCUAAUGAAUGACUACAAUGUGAAUGAUGAACCAUGGAAAUGUUUGAAGAUUUUUGAAGGAAUGAAACAACAAGAUAUUGUUCUGGAUGAGAUCAUAGGGAAUGUAUUUAUUGAUGCAUGUUUACAAAUCGGUAUGAUUCGGCGAAGUCAGUAUAUUAUUGAUCAAAUUCCUUUACAUAUUCAAAAUCAAAUACAAAUCUUAUUAAUUGAUAUGUGGAGAAGAUGUAGUUCUGUUAAAAACGUACAAAAUGUAUAUAAAUCAGUUUAUGAUCGUGGUAUAAUGUCAUACAAUGCAAUGAUAAAUGGAUUUGGAUUUAAUGAAAUGAAUUCUGAAGCUAUUGAAUUAUAUAGACAAAUGCCGAACAAUCAAUGUGAUGAAGUUUCAUCUGUUUAUAUUUUAAAUACAUGUUCACAUUCGGAUCUUCUUCAUGAACUUCGGAAUAUCUUCAAUGAAAUUCCUGUCAAAACAGAAAAAAUCGUUACUAUUAUGAUUGAUUGUUUAAGUCGUUUGUUAUUAUUUGAUGAAGCACUACAGUUGAUAGAUGAAUAUGAAACGAUAAACUUACCAAAUUUUGUCAUGUAUAUAUGUUUAUUAUCUGGUACAUGUAAUAAUCAUCUUCUAUCAGAUACAAUUCUUCUUGCGAACAUAUAUUCUCCUGUUGGUGAACAUCAGCUAGCAAAAAACUCACGAUCUAAUCAAAUAAAAGAAUUACCAACGAAAGUCAACGUAGAACUGUCAUGGACUGAUGUAAAUGGUGAAGCAAUGCAGUUCAAAGUUCAUGAUCGUUGUUAUCCUUUACCAUCAGAAAUCUAUAUUGAAGCUGAUCUUCUAACAUCUGAAUUAAUUAAAUACGGUUAUAAGUUUGAUUCUUCUUGGAUGACUGGUGAAUUACAUCAAGUAGUAACUAUUGAAUCUGUUUUAUAUGGUCUUGAAAAAUUAGCAAGAGCUUGUAAUUUCAUUCAACGACCUACUUUCGAAAUUAUUCAAUGUACUAAAAGUUUCCAUGCCUAUAGUGAUUGUUAAGUAAUUAAACAAACCAUUCCUCAAGCUAAAUUUUAA
Rotaria sordida is the source of this 3501-nucleotide messenger RNA. The record is from the annotation of a GenBank genome assembly. NCBI's taxonomy places the organism in Eukaryota, Metazoa, Rotifera, Eurotatoria, Philodinida, Philodinidae.